This is a messenger RNA of Perkinsus marinus ATCC 50983, 489 nucleotides long. RefSeq lists its product as hypothetical. NCBI's taxonomy places the organism in Eukaryota, Perkinsozoa, Perkinsida, Perkinsidae. The transcript has a single exon. The coding region runs from base 1 to 489 and encodes 162 amino acids. The record is from RefSeq and is a predicted model, not a curated record.
AUGAAGUUCAUCGCUGCCGUUGCCAGUGCCGUCGUUGCCGUCUCCCUCACCGGAUGCAGCUCUGAUGAUAGCACCACUACUUCCGCUCCCGCAACCACUGUGGCCCCUACUACUGGCUUCCUUCAGCCUACCACCAGUGCCCCUACUGGUUCUGUCACCUGUCAGGCGCCCACUGGCAAGUACUGUGGUAGUUUCAUGGGUCAGUCGGCUGAUGUUACUAUCAACAAUGGCAAGUUCUCGAUGAACCUCGCUGGUCAGAUGUCCUGUGAUGACGUCCCUUUCACCAUGUCUUCUGAUUGCUCUGCUCUUGUCCUUGACUCGACUAAUCCCUCGUACGAGGCCAUGGCCAAGUCUGCUCAAAUGGAGACUUCGAUGUUGUCGCAGAUGAUGUUGUGUGAUUACAACUCUACUUCCAACGUCUUCACUCUCGAUGUUACUCAGAUUUGUGGUCACUCUUUGGAUAUGACUCCCGAUCAGUGUUCCAACUAA